UGCUUUUGAGGCAUUAUUACACCAGGCUGAGUUCAAAUUUGAGUAAAAUGUUUUGUAACCUGCAAUGAAGUUAAAAGUAUUAGUGAAUGAAAAAUAUUGAAGUUUCAUGACCAUUUAAUUGUUCGCUCAGAAAUACGUUACACUUGGCUGAUCCAAUCACGGAAGCCUUUGGGAAGCCGUUCUCGAUGUUGAUUGGCUGAAACGCCUGCCAGUGUUUACUCGGGGCGUCUCCACUUGCUGCAGCUGUCAGAUGGCAAACGGCUAAAACUGGAUCCUGGAAAACAAGCUAGACUGGUGAAUUGUGAAUUUCUGGUCGACUCUGGCCCCCUGAGAUAAAGUGACCAUCACCUGACCCACCUCAUCCCAUAGUCACCAUGGAAACGGCCAACAACUAUGUGCUGAUCCAUGGAAAGAACAUCUCGCAUAACACCCUGACCUAUGGUGCGGGGCCCCACAUGUCCUUAGACAAACUGUUGCCAGCUCUUCUUGAGUGCUUUGGCAUCAUACUCUGUGGUUAUGUAGCUGGCAGGGCUGAUAUCGUCACUGAGAGUCAGGCAAAGGGUUUAGGGAACUUUGUCUCCAAAUUUGCUCUUCCAGCUCUGCUUUUUAAAAACAUGGUGCUGUUGGAUUUUGGGAAUGUCAUUUGGGCGUUUCUCUGGAGCGUUCUUGUCGCAAAGGUUGUGGUGUUUGUGCUGGUUUGUGUGCUGACGCUGAUGGUGGCCAGCCCAGACAGUAGAUACAGCAAGGCUGGACUGUAUGCAAUAUUUGCUACUCAGAGUAACGACUUUGCUUUGGGAUACCCCAUAGUUGAUGCUUUGUAUCGAAGCACAUAUCCAGAAUACCUCCAGUACAUAUACCUGGUCGCUCCCGUUUCUCUCAUGCUUCUCAAUCCCAUCGGCUUUGCUCUUUGUGAGGUGCAAAGGUGGAGGCAGGCCAGCCAUCCUCAACGCAGCACUCUCAGCAUCCUGGGAGUUGUAGUCCUACAGGUUCUGAAGAACCCAGUAGUGUUCAUGGUGAUCGUGGGAAUCAUCUCUCACUUUGCACUGAGCAGCCAGAUUCCUGUUGUGCUAACGGAGUUUAUCGACGGUCUGGCCAACUCUUUCGGAGGAGCAGCGUUAUUUUACCUUGGCCUCACCAUGGUGGGUCAGCUUAGAAAGCUAACCAGAGACACUGGAGUCGCCUUGAUACUCCUCAUCACAGCCAAGCUCUUGGUGAUGCCGCUGGUCUGUAAAGACAUGGUGGAUAUUCUGGACAUCGGAGUAAACGGCACCAGCGCCAACCACACAAGUUUAUCCAACUUCGCUUUUCUCUAUGGAGUUUUCCCAACAGCGCCUAGUGUGGCUAUCUAUGCUGGACACUAUAACAUGGAGUUAGAAGUGGUAACAUCAGGAAUGGUGAUCAGCACGUUCCUCUCUGCACCGAUUAUGUACGUGUCAGCCUGGCUGCUGACCAUCCCACUAAUGGACCCUACCCCUCUCGUGACUGAGCUUGAAAAUGUUAGCUUCAACAUUAGCAUCAUCAGCCUCAUAGGACUGGUGUGGACCAUAGGAGUGAUGCUGCUCAGCAGGAAGUUUAACCAACUUCCUCACCUGUUUGUGUUGAAUCUGUUCCUGGCUCAGCUCUUGGUGUGUGCUAGUAUGAUCUUGUGGAACGUCUUGGGUAAACAAGAGGAUAAUCUCCUCAGUAAAAUCCUCACCUUCACAAUGCUGUACGGGUCUCUGUACAGUACGUACAUUUGGACGGGUUUGAUCCCUCUCUGUCUGGCUCUGACUAACAGAAAUGAUCUGCUCCGACUGCGACCGGGAGUCUUCAUGAUUUUGGGUUGGGGGGUUCCCUUCCUGAUGGUUGGAGGUCUUCUGAUAUCAGGAGAGAGGACAGACACCAUUGACUCCGCUUUCUUCUAUGGCAAAGCUCAGAUAAUCUGCUCAGCUGUGGUUCUUGCCGUCAGCCUGGCCCUCGGUGCCGUAUCCCUGAUGGGUCUCAGUCAGGGCGACCGGGAGCAGACGGGGUACCAGGCCCUGAGCCGAGCUGCUGUCCCAGACACCAGAGACGACCACAGUGCCCCCUGUGGCCCGGAGGAACGAGAGCAACAGCAGACUCGGACUGCAAAUUCCCCCACCUGCAGCAUCAACUCAGAUCUGCAGAGUUUUUCUCCUCUCCAGCCUCUACCUGACAUGAUCGCCAGCACACAGAGGGAGCACACCAACAGUACCGUCCACGGUGAGGCGCUGUUUGACGGACAGCAGAGAUCCUCCUCCUCAGAGCAGCCUCUGAAUCUGCCUCCUCCAGGCCUUCAGACCACUGAUGAUAAACAGAUUGUGAGACACGUUCUCCUCUGCCUGCUGCUCAUCGUCAGCCUGCUGGCAAAUCUGUCCAGCUGUCUGUGGUGGUUGUUCAACAAAGACCCAGGCCGACUGUACCUGGAACUGCAGUUUUUCUGUGCUGUGGCCAACUAUGGACAGGGGUUUCUGUCCUUUGGAAUCUUUGGUCUGGACAAACAUCUCAUCACCUUACCGUUCAUGAAGAGGUUGCUCAGCCAGUGGCAGGGCCGGGAGGGUGAGGAUCUGAGUCCUUCUGCUGUACCCGAGGAGGUCAGGCUCACCUGUACCCAGUUUGUCCGCUACCACAAAGACCAAUGUGUACAAGACAUCGUACACACACGCAGGUUUGUAGAAAGGAAAGUGGGGGAGAAUGGAGUUGGGCAUCUUGAGUACUUAAACACAAAUCAAGAUCUACAGAAGCAACAACGCAAUGAGUCCCAGAACCUGCAACCACCUCAUGAUCCACUCCCAUCCAGCCCAGAGCCUCAGGAUGAACUUCAUGCACAUAACACCCUGGAAGGAGAGGAUGACCAGACCUCCCUUCUAUACUCUACCCAAGCUCAGAGCCAGCCCCAGUCUAAUCUCAAAAGUGUGUUUCGAGGCAGCGAUUUGGUCGACUGGCUUGUGGAACGAGGUCUGUGUGUGGGACGGACCCAGGCCAAACUGUACGCCGUUCGCCUUCUGCAGGGAGGAGUGUUCCAUCAGCUUACAGGCCAGCACGACUUCAGGGAUGAGCCCACUGUGCUGUACCGCUUCUCACAGGACGAGAGAUGGUCCACGAACACAUGAGGAUGUGACGACAAGCUACGGGGCGUCAAAAUGGAAGCGAUUUAUGAUGCAGUGUUUCCAAAUGGUUACUAAAGAUUGACUGGAUUAGAGACCCAAAGAUCCAUCGCUGAUUUGCCUCUGAAAUCAGUUUUUAUUUUUUUGCAGUUUAAAAUGAUUUAAGCUGUUAUAGCAAAUCUGCAAACAAGCUAGGUUUUGAACGCAAACACGUUUAAAGAGCACUCACCUCUCCCUUCCCUGAGACGCUUCAGCCGUAACCGGAUACCAGCGAUGCCGGACAAAACGAGACGGUGCUAAACACCAGUCGCCGUUUUCUAGGUCCUUCGUCUUUGUUUGACUUUUAUUGUGUUUUUCUUUUUGGGACUUUUAGGCUAUUUUGUUCUUCCCUGGUUUGUUAUAACAGCUUUAAAUUGUACAUUUGAUUGCGUGUUUUUACAAACUCCUUUUGUCCAGUUUAGCAUCACUUUUGUGUCUAAACUAAGAAGGAGACUCCCUAAUAAGCUAUGUAUUUGGAGAAGGGACUAGAAAGCAAACCAAGGAUGUAGAAAUGUUUUAAAGGAAGCUUGUAAGAUCAAACACUGCCUGUAAAACCAUUUCAGGCUGUGGACCAGAUCUUGUUAACUUUCUACUCACGUGUUUUCUGUGCUCAUAAACAUGACUAAUUGCUCUGUGCAGGAAGAUUCAUGAUCGGGAUUUAAACUCCUUCUUGUGACACCACCCCUUGUGACACCACCCCUAACAUAAGUGUUGUUCUGCACGCUGUGUCUUUGAGCCACUAGGCUUCGUGCUAACUCCUUGCAUGAAUCAGCUGUUCAGAUUUCUGCACAGCGCUGAACCAUUUGCACUUAUUGAACAGAACAUUGAGUUAUGCAAAAACACUGGAUAUUUCAUGUUGUGAUGCUGCUGCAGAAGAUGCUCAUCUUUGCAGUUUAUAACUCGUUUCCUGUGAAUACGAAGCACUUCUGGUGAAUUUUUAUUUUUAUUCUACUAUAUGGAUGAACUUGUGAAGUCAGCUCAGAUGCCUUUCUCAUUUGUUGGUUGGAGGUUUUAGCUCCAAACCUGCUCUUUAGGUGAAACACAUAAUUGUUCUGCUGUAUGGCCCUAA
Molecule: messenger RNA, 4212 nt
Organism: Nothobranchius furzeri (turquoise killifish)
Lineage: Eukaryota; Metazoa; Chordata; Actinopteri; Cyprinodontiformes; Nothobranchiidae
Gene: gpr155b
Product: G protein-coupled receptor 155b
Biological process (GO): negative regulation of BMP signaling pathway; intracellular signal transduction; transmembrane transport
Cellular component (GO): membrane
Source: RefSeq, a predicted model, not a curated record